Molecule: messenger RNA, 8048 nt
Organism: Diorhabda carinulata
Lineage: Eukaryota; Metazoa; Arthropoda; Insecta; Coleoptera; Chrysomelidae
Gene: ctrip
Product: E3 ubiquitin-protein ligase TRIP12
Exons: 21
Coding region: 290-6337 (2015 amino acids)
Biological process (GO): regulation of double-strand break repair; proteasome-mediated ubiquitin-dependent protein catabolic process; DNA damage response
Cellular component (GO): nuclear speck
Molecular function (GO): ubiquitin protein ligase activity; zinc ion binding
Source: RefSeq, a predicted model, not a curated record
AUUUGUGUUGUGUAAACGGGAUUUCGUUCGUCGAGUUACUUUAGGCAGCCGUUCGUGUCGUUUUCACAGUGUGUAGCAAAAUUAUUAAUAUUAUAGUUUUUCGGUCAGUUUAUUAGUUUAAAAUAAUUAAUAAGGAUAAUUAAAAGUGCAUUCUGAUGCGAUGGGACUUAUUUUCGAUAGGUAACGAAAGAAAAAUCCGUCACAGCAACGCAUAAAAACCAAAGAGCAAGUUGAAGAGAAAAGGUAAUGUGCGUCAUUAAAAAGUCGGGGAGCUUAGAACGCUUCGUCUAUGGCAGAUCCAGCUAACACACUCGCUGCCGCCAGCACUAGCCGCCGCAAGCGUGUGCUGCCGACGCAGCCACGUUCCGAGGCAAAGCGUCUCAGGACCUCAUCGCAAGACGACAAAAUUUCUUCCGAGAAAACUGCACAUACUUCUACCAGGAUUGGUAAUAAGGGUAAAUCCUCCAAACCUGGUACGUCCCCAAUUAAAAAACCCGACAAACCCGAUAACCUUUCGCGAUCAAAAUCGCAAGGCGAACUCCCCACCACGUCUACCAGACAAAAUUCCAAAAUCGGCAAACACAACAAAACCGAUACGGAACAAAACAACACGGAUUCGGAGCAAAAAUCUAAAAGGAUCCAAAAAAAUUGCCUAGAUUUCAAUAACAAACAAGAUCCGAAUACGGUUUCGACGAGAAAAACCAGAAAAAGUUCUUCUUCAACUUCGAUAUCGAAAGUAAAAGAAGAAAAGAUCAAAAAGAGCGAUAAGAUCAAAGGAUCUUCCCUAUCGUCCUUGAACAGUACGUCUAUCUCGGAUAAUUCCGCGUCUACUUCGAAUUUAACUUUUCCUCAAGUGCACAAAUAUCCUUUGAGGAGCCACAGCAAGAUACCGUUGAAGAGUUCGAUAUCUACAAUAAAUCAUAGCAGCAGUUCGAUCAAUUUACCAAAGAAAAUUUUACCGGAACGAGGAAAAAGAGAUUCCUUAGCGCUGGGGACGAGCAGCAGCAGUCAGCCCGCCACAAGGGACGUUACGGAACCUUCCCGCCUCACACGCAGCGGCGCAGUGUUGAGGCGCAGCACUCGCAGUAGCAAAGGGCACAGCUCAACGACGGGUUCGUGCGCAAGUUCUAGCGGAGCUAGUGGCAGCGGCGGCAGCUCCAGAAGGGCGGUGAGGCAGCAAAAGGUUGGGUCGGCGGCCCCGGCACUUCUUUCGGCUCCUGCCGCGCACGCUGCCGCAGCCAUGGCCGCGGAUCAACCGGAAAUGCCCAAUAACGGACUUUCCGCCACCGAAGAACCGCCCUCCCCCCAAGAAGCCACCCAAGCCCUACCGACAAGCGGCGGUCCGUCGGGCGCCGGCGGCGCCGAUUCCGAAAGCGAUGACAGCGAAGUGGGUAGAUUGCAAGCCCUUUUGGAAGCGAGGGGUUUACCGCCGCAUUUAUUCGGAGCCCUAGGUCCCCGAAUGCAACAAAUGUUACACAGAAGCAUGGGUACUAACAGUUCCGUAGCUAGAGCUCAAGCCCUUUUACCAGGACUCCAAGCUACAGGAGACGAAGGUCAACAACUCCAGGCAGUCAUCGAAAUGUGUCAACUUCUGGUGAUGGGAAACGAGGAAAUCCUGACGGGAUUUCCGGUUAAGCAAGUCGUACCGGCGCUCAUUAAUCUCUUGGGGAUGGAACACAAUUUCGAUAUCAUGAAUCACGCGUGUAGGGCUUUGACUUAUAUGAUGGAGGCUCUGCCGAGGUCGUCGUCGGUGGUGGUGGAUGCGGUGCCGGUUUUUUUGGAAAAAUUGCAAGUUAUACAGUGUAUGGACGUCGCCGAGCAGUCGCUUACCGCCUUGGACAUGUUGUCCAGGAGGCAUUCGAAGGCUAUUCUGCAGGCUAGAGGUGUUUCCGCUUGUUUGACCUACCUCGAUUUUUUUUCGAUAAACGCUCAACGCAACGCCCUCUCGAUAACCGCCAAUUGUUGUUUAACCCUCACCCCCGACGAAUUCCAAUACGUUCAAGAUUCCCUGCCGCUGUUGGCGUCCAGAUUAACGCAACAAGACAAAAAGUGCGUGGAAAGCGUCUGCCUGGCGUUUUCCCGUUUGGUAGACAGUUUCCAAUUGGAACCGUCGCGUCUACAAGAGAUCGCCAGUACGGAAUUACUGACGAAUUUGCAACAGUUGUUGGUGGUGACGCCUCCGAUAGUCAGUACCGGUACAUUUAUAACCGUAUUGAGGAUGUUGUCGGUGAUGUGCGCCAAUUGUCCCGAUCUGGCCCUGACCCUCCUCAAACAGAAUAUAGCCGAAACGUUGGUUUAUCUAUUGACCGGUUCGGCGGAAGUUAAUAACGAAGAAGUCGAAUUGAUACCGAGACAACCGCAAGAACAAUUCGAAAUAACCGCCCUGAUCGGCGAACUAAUGCCCAAAUUACCAUCCGACGGUAUAUUCGCGGUGGACGCUCUCCUCGAACGUCCCGCGAACGUCGCCAAAGAUCAACCGAUAUGGCAAUGGAGAGACGACAGGGCCGUUUGGCAUCCGUACGGUGCCGUCGAUAGUCGAAUAAUCGAAGCCGCUCACAUGAACAAUGACGACGAAGUCAGUCUGAACACGUUAGGGAGAAUUUACACGAUCGAUUUCCAUUCCAUGCAACAGAUCAACGAAGAUACCGGAACGUCUCGACCGGUACAAAGACGGUUCACCCCGAGCGGCUCGCAAGCCAGCCCCGCCGAGCCCGCCACGGCCCCGAAUCGACCGUUGAGCGCGAGCCGAGACGCUCGCGUCGCUUGUCUUCGAGAGGAACGCGGUCUGGCGGCGGCGUUUAUCCGUUCGUUGUUUUCGGUAUUGUACGAGGUGUAUUCGUCGAGCGCCGGGCCGGCGGUGAGAUGUAAAUGCCUGAGGGCGUUACUGAGAAUGGUCUAUUACGCGAAUCCGGAAUUGUUGAGGGACGUGCUGAAGAAUCAGGUGGUCAGUAGUCACAUCGCGGGUAUGAUGGCGUCGAGCGAUUUGAGGAUAGUCGUCGGGGCGUUGCAGAUGGCGGAUAUAUUGAUGACCAAGUUGCCGGAGGAGUUUGGGGUGCAUUUUAGACGCGAGGGGGUGUUGCAUCAAAUCAAUAGGUUGGCCGAUCCGGAGAUUCCUUUGGGAGUGAGCCCGCCCAAAACGAGCAGCAGCGCCACAUCGUUCGCUUCAACGUUGAACGAUUCCCAACCCGGAACGUCCCAAUCAUCGAUCAGCAACGUUUCCCAAACCGCCAACGGUUCGGCGAUAUUAACAGCCACCCCCGUAUCGUCCACCAUGUACACAUCCACGCCGGACACGCAAAGACUUCAGGAAACGGAAACGAGAUCGCCCAGUCCGUCGCACGUGCGUCUCAGCGACGUGCUCAAAAGAAAACGAGCCACCAAACGAACCGGAGGCGGUUCGAGCCGUUCCAAAACCAGACACGAAGAAAUGCCCCUAUCGCCGUCUCUCAUGCAAGAUCUGUUUACCAAAGCCGCUUCCAUAGGAAAUUCCACACCAAGCAAUUCGAGACCUAGAUAUUCGUCCGGAUCGAAAACGAGUUUCCUUCAGAGCCUCAACCCGGCCAGGUGGGGUAGAUCGACCAAUUCCUCCAACGAUCGCAACUACACCAAAGAAUCGUUGAACAUGUUGUCGAAAUCCGCCUCCAAUUCGCACAUAACCGCCGGAAAUCGAGAAAAAACCCGGAAUUGGAUCAGGGAACAAGCGACCAAAUUUAUCGAGACUUACACCGGCCACGAAGACGAUCCCCAUCCUGCUACCACCGUCAUCAACCGUUUAAAAACCGCCAUCGAGAAACUACCCACCAUAAAUUCCCGAGACGCCCUAGUCGACUUAAGGGAUAUUCUAAUGGAUUCUGAUAUAUCCCCUUUCGAGGUGAACCAUUCGGGGUUGAUAACGGCUCUGAUUAGAUACCUGGUGGACGUCGACGGGGAAUUGGAUAGGAAUCAAAGGCUCAGGGUGUUUUUGAACGUGUUCGCCGGUUGUCCCAUCGAUGGUAACGCCGUGGACGUACCUGAAUUGAAUCCUGUGUGGUUGAGCGCUUUGGUAUCGAAAUUGAACGGUUGCGUUUCGCAAUUGGAACAGUUUCCCGUGAAGGUGCACGAUUUGCCGGCGGGUUCGAGGGGCGGUACCAGCGCCUUGAAGUUUUUCAACACGCAUCAAUUGAAAUGUAAUCUCCAACGGCAUCCGGAUUGUACGAAUCUGAAACAGUGGAAAGGCGGUACGGUGAAGAUCGAUCCGUUGGCCCUGGUGCAGGCCAUCGAACGUUAUUUGGUAGUUAGGGGUUACGGACGUUUGAGGGAUAAAGACGUCGGGGUGGAUAGCGACGACGGAGACACCGACGACGAUAUAGACGAUACUUUAGCUAGCGUAGUCAUAUCUCAAACGGGUACAAAACACAAAUUGCAAUUUUUGAUCGGUAACAACGCUCUGCCUUACAAUAUGACGGUAUAUCAAGCGGUAAGACAAUUUAGUAGUAAUGGUAACGAUCAGAGCGAGACUGAUACCGAUAACGAAACGCCAUUGGGUAACGCCGGUAUAUGGGUGCAGACUCACGUGAUUUAUUAUCGGCCGUUGAAAGAGGAAGCUUCGGUAUCGAUUAAAAAUAGUAGCGGUAUUUCCUCGGGUCAUUCUAGUAGGAAGGGGAAAGGAUCUUCGGGUAAGAGCGCUUCCAGACGUCGAACGGACGAACUAUGGAACGAUGGCGUAACACCGGCGCCCCGUUCUCCCUUGGAUCCUUAUUUGGUGGUACAAUUUCCUGAUUCGGUUACGAUUCAAGACGCUUCGUUGGAAGUAUUGUGCCUGUUACGUAUAUUGAACGCCCUAAAUAUGUAUUGGAGUUAUUUGUAUCAACCGGGAGUGGAAUGUAAAUCGAUAUUGCCGAGAUCGGAAUUUUUGAAUAGUAAAAUAGCCGCCAAGGCCGGUAGACAAUUGCAGGAUCCUCUCGUCAUAAUGACAGGCAAUUUGCCGAAUUGGUUGCAACAGAUCGCUUCGGUUUGUCCUUUUUUGUUUCCGUUCGAAACGCGCCAGUUGCUGUUUUACGCUACCUCCUUCGAUAGAGACCGUGCCUUACAAAGAUUGCUCGACAUGUCGCCCGAACUGAGCUCGAGCGAUUCCCAAGAACGCGUCACCCCCCGACUCGACCGACGAAAACGUACGAUAUCUCGCGAAGACAUCCUCAAACAGGCCGAACAGGUGAUGCAAGACAUGGCCACCUCGAAGGCGUUACUCGAAGUGCAAUACGAAAACGAAGUCGGCACCGGCUUGGGGCCGACGUUAGAAUUUUACGCUUUGGUAUCCAAAGAAUUGCAAAAGAUGAAUUUGGAAUUGUGGAACGCCACCAUGACUGAUAACGAAGAAUACGUCAACAAACCUACGGGAUUGUUCCCCAUGCCUCUAUCCAGGAGCGCCAAAGUCAGCCAGAUAACGAAAAUCAAAAGCAAAUUUAGAUUUUUGGGAAAGUUUAUGGCUAAAGCCGUCAUGGAUUCGAGAAUGCUGGAUCUACCGUUUAGCGUCACUUUCUACCGAUGGUUGUUGGGACAAGAGACAAGUUUGACCUUGUCGGAUUUGCGUCACGUGGAUCCCGAAUUGUACAAAACGUUACGUAAGAUGCACUACUUGGUUAGACAGCGAGACGCCAUUUUGGACGACCCCCGUAUAUCACGAGAAGACAAAACCAUCGAAUUGGAAAAAUUGACGUUGGACGGUUGCCCCAUCGAAGAUUUGGGCAUCGAUUUCGUGGUACCCGGAUAUAAUAUCGAAUUGAUGAAGAGCGGUAAAUCGACGGGGGUGACUAUCCACAAUCUGCACGCGUACGUGAAGUUGAUGACGCAUUGGAUAUUGCAGGAGGGCGUUUCGAGACAGAUGGAAUCGCUAAGGGAGGGUUUCGAAUCCGUUUUCCCUUUGGAUAAUUUGAAAGUGUUUUUACCGGAAGAAUUGGAAUCUGUGUUUUGCGGUAGUCCCAAAGAUUAUAUACUCGGAUGGGACGUUAAGACUUUGAUGGAAUGCUGUCGACCGGAUCACGGAUACACUUCGGAUUCGAGGGCUAUCAAAUUUUUGUUUGACGUACUCAGUUCGUACGAUACCGAAGAACAGAGGAUGUUUGUACAGUUUAUAACCGGUAGUCCGAGGUUACCGGUGGGAGGUUUCAAAGCUUUAUCGCCGCCGUUGACAGUAGUACGUAAAACAUUAGAAACCAACAUGAACCCCGACGAUUUCCUACCGUCUGUGAUGACAUGCGUAAAUUACCUCAAGCUCCCGGACUAUUCCAGCAUCGAAGUGAUGAGAGAAAAAUUGAAAUUGGCAGCUUCGGAGGGUCAACAUUCGUUUUAUCUCUCGUAAAUGGGGGAGGGGGAUGCGUGUAUAUAUAUAUAUCUAUUAAUAUUUACGGUAUGCCAUUAUCCAGAAUUUUUGUUUUAUUUUUUUUUUCGUUUUUCGAUAAUUAAUUUUUCUAUUUAAUUGAAUGAUAUAUCGUUUUAGUUUGAAAUUUUUGGUUGUAGACGCGAAAAUCAAUUAUACAGUGCUCGAAAAUAGUUUUGAUUCGAUUUUUCUUUAUUUCCAGCAAUAGCGACGCUCCCUGUAUGUAAAUAUUCGAAAAAAGUGUCGAAUUUUCCCAAUUACCCGAAAAGGUUUUCGCGUAUUCCUUUUCCGCCGCAAAAAAAAACCGUUUUUUCCAUUUUUUUUUGCGUACAGUGUUUGUCGUUAAGGCGGAAUGAAAAUUUCAAUAAUCGAGUUGGCGGUUUGAAAUUUUUUUUCUCGAUUGGUCGGAGUUGACUUUGAAAAUAUUUUUUUGAGGCGAGAAAAUCUGUAAAAUCCAUUUUCUUGAAAUUAUUUUUCGUCCGGAAAUGUGGGAAGGUCGUUUUGGCCUUUGUUCGUUAUCUGGAAGUCUACAAAGGUUAUUUUGGCCUUUUUCCGAAUAAUUUUUCAUCCUAGAAGUCUGACAAAGUAAUUUCAGUGGCCCUCUUCGAAAAGUUCACCACCUGAAAAUCUAGUAAUAUCAUUUUUGGUCUGGAAAGGUCGUUUUAGCCUUUUUUCCACAUAAUUUCUUCACUUGGAAGUUUGAAAAAGUCAUUUGGACCUUGUCCUUCAAAUUGUUCACCGCCUAGAACUCGGGAAAGGUCGUUUUAGCAAUAGUUUGAUAUCUGAAAGGCUAGAAAGGUCGUUUUGACCUUUUUUCCAAAUAAAUUAUUCAGUUAGUUUUCAUUUGGAAGACCAGAAAAGUGAUUUCAGUCUUUAUCUUCGAAAAGUUUACCAUCUGAAAGUCUAGAGAAAGGUCAUUUAGUAUCGUUUUUGGUCUGGAAAGGUCGUUUUAGCCUUUUUUCCAAAUAAUUUUUCACUUGGAGGUUUGAAAAGGUUAUUUCAGCAUCGUUUUUGGCAUAGAAAGGUCAUUUUGGCCUUUUUACCAAUAAUUUUUUAACUCAAGAGUUUGGAAAGGUCGUUUAAGCCUUUGGUUUCCAUCUGGAAAUUGCAUUUUAGCAUUUGUUUUCCAUGUUGCUUUUUCUCUAGAAGAAAAUUUCUAAGUUCAUGAAGUUUCAGCCCGUUUUCGUAGAGAUUUAGUCAUAAAUUGUUCAGGUCGUUGUCGUACAGGGUUCCUCAAAAAGUAUCAAAUCGUUUCAGCUUAUUUUCCCAAUGAAUUUUUCAAUCGAAAGUCUGUAAAGUUCGUUUUAGCCUGUCUGGCCGCUUCUAUGACGCAAAAUCCGCCAAUUCGUUUUCCGAACUGUUCCCACGAACAAUUCCCAUACAGGGUGUUGUAUUUAUCGCGCAGCAUCGACUAUUCAUUUGAUAACGGAAAGUGGCGUCGAGAACAAUCUCGAUCUUCCAUUUUUUUUCCUUUGUACAUAUUUAACGCGAUUGUAAAUAUUUUCACCCCCAAAUUUAGCCCCCGUGUACCAUAUUUUAUCACCCCACCCCCCUCGUAGGAUGAAGGGUAACCGGAUUUCGUUUAGAUCGGGGCGGUGACUGUUGACCCCCCUCCACCCUUCGGCUGGAUAAUGGCACGAAACGUUGUAAAAAAUAUCGAUCGCGAUUGAAAAAUAUCCAAAAAGAAAAAGAA